AUGGGCAGCGGGGAGCCCAAUCCUGCUGGCAAGAAAAAGAAAUACCUCAAGGCCGCCUUGUACGUGGGUGACUUGGACCCAGAUGUCACCGAGGACAUGCUCUAUAAAAAGUUCAGGCCCGCUGGCCCUCUGCGCUUCACCAGAAUCUGCCGUGACCCCGAGACCCGCAGUCCCCUGGGCUACGGCUAUGUCAACUUCCGCUUUCCUGCCGACGCCGAGUGGGCCCUGAACACCAUGAAUUUCGAUCUGAUCAACGGCAAACCAUUCCGCCUCAUGUGGUCACAGCCUGAUGACCGCCUAAGGAAGUCUGGGGUUGGAAAUAUCUUCAUCAAAAACCUGGACAAAUCCAUAGACAAUCGGGCCCUUUUCUAUUUGUUUUCUGCCUUCGGGAACAUUCUCUCCUGCAAGGUUGUGUGCGACGACAACGGCUCGAAGGGCUACGCCUACGUGCACUUCGAGAGCCUGGCGGCCGCCAACAGAGCCAUCUGGCACAUGAACGGCGUGCGGCUCAACAACCGCCAGGUCUACGUGGGCCGCUUCAAAUUUCCCGAGGAGCGCGCCGCCGAGGUGCGCACCAGGGACAGAGCGACCUUCACCAACGUCUUCGUGAAGAACUUCGGCGAUGAAAUGGACGACGAGAAACUGAAGGGCAUUUUCAGCGAGUACGGGCCCACCGAGAGCGUCAAGGUCAUCCGAGACGCCAGCGGCAAGUCCAAGGGCUUCGGCUUCGUGCGCUACGAGACGCACGAGGCGGCGCAGAAGGCGGUGCUGGACCUGCACGGCAAGGCCCUGGACGGCAAGGUCCUGUACGUCGGCCGGGCCCAGAAGAAGAUCGAGCGGCUGGCCGAGCUCCGGCGGCGGUUCGAGCGGCUGCGCGUCAAGGAAAAGAGCCGCCCCCCCGGGGUGCCCGUCUAUAUCAAAAACCUGGAUGAGACCAUCGAUGAUGAGAAGCUGAAGGAGGAGUUCUCCGCCUUCGGAUCCAUUAGCCGCGCCAAAGUGAUGGUGGAGGUCGGGCAAGGCAAAGGGUUCGGGGUCGUGUGCUUCUCCUCUUUUGAAGAAGCCACCAGAGCGGUGGACGAGAUGAACGGGCGCGUGCUGGGCUCCAGGCCGCUGCACGUGACCUUGGGCCAGGCCAGGGGCAGGUGGUGA
Molecule: messenger RNA, 1149 nt
Organism: Pteronotus mesoamericanus
Lineage: Eukaryota; Metazoa; Chordata; Mammalia; Chiroptera; Mormoopidae
Gene: PABPC5
Product: poly(A) binding protein cytoplasmic 5
Exons: 1
Coding region: 1-1149 (382 amino acids)
Cellular component (GO): ribonucleoprotein complex; cytosol; nucleus
Molecular function (GO): mRNA 3'-UTR binding; poly(U) RNA binding; poly(A) binding
Source: RefSeq, a predicted model, not a curated record